Homarus americanus (American lobster) is the source of this 713-nucleotide messenger RNA. Its product is annotated as dnaJ homolog subfamily C member 28-like. The record is from RefSeq and is a predicted model, not a curated record. NCBI's taxonomy places the organism in Eukaryota, Metazoa, Arthropoda, Malacostraca, Decapoda, Nephropidae.
GUUUGGGGUAGUCUAUACACAACAGCUGAUAAUGUAAACAACACUCUUGAAGAAGGUUGUUUAUCAUCUCAGGUGUUGACAAGGUUUGUGUUGACAGUUAUAAUGCUGAUGUUACCUGGGAGAACUUUCCUUACCAGAGUGUCAGUUAUCAGGUGUUGGAAUUAUUGGAUACAAAUACAAGGAUUACACUCCAGAGAAAGAGAUUACUCUCAAUACUUUGAAGAACUUGGCCUUCAGAAUAACUGUGACCAAGGAACUGUACGGGAUGUGUUUAUCAAACUGGCCAAAAAGUUCCAUCCUGACAGUGGACAACCACAAGCUGAUGGUGCAAAGUUUCAACAGAUAGAGCGAGCUUACCGUAAACUGCUGGAGAAAUUUAGUGAUGACCGAAGAAAUCACAAUAACUGUGAAGGAGAAUAUGGACUUUAUUAUGAUAAGAGGAGGAGGAUGGAAACAAAAGAAGAAGAAGAAGAUGAAAAUGCAGAAAAAAUAUUUGACAUUAAUCACACAGCUCCACAGCACCGGCAGUAUCUGAACUACGAGGGAAUUGGAAUGGGUACACCAUCUCAACGACAGAAGCAGUACACAAGCUACCAGGCUCUGAGAGCCUCAACCAAUGUUGUAGAUUACAGAAUACAGAAACUGUCAUCACAGUAUCCAGAAACUGCACUGGUUGACAAAGACAGAGUUGCUGCAAAGAAGAUUCGUACUCG